This is a messenger RNA of Tinamus guttatus (white-throated tinamou), 182 nucleotides long. The record is from RefSeq and is a predicted model, not a curated record. Lineage: Eukaryota; Metazoa; Chordata; Aves; Tinamiformes; Tinamidae.
AUGUCACCCCAUUGUGUCACCCCGCACCCCAUUGUGUUACCCCAUUGUUUGUCACCCUGCUGUGUCCCCCCAUUGUGUCACCCCAUUAUGUGUCACCCUGUUGUGCUCCUGGGUGUCUUCUUCCAGGCACACUCGGCCGUGCUCAUCGAGGACGUCCCCUUCACCGACGACGACUUCAGCGA